AUGCCGAACAAAUUCCGGAAUGGAACAUCGUCAAAUGGCAGUAGACGCGACGAGCUGAUCAAGAAGCUCGUCAAGCUUCGUGGACAAGCUGAAAAAGAUGGAUUAGAAAAAGAGCGUGUAAGGCAAAUCUUUUUAAAGUCUUGGAAUUCGGCCGCGGAGGUCCGUGCGGAAAAUAAAUUUGAGGAUGGAGAGAGUAAUGCUAACUCUGCCAGUUCCGGGUUGGCGCCAGUGGUAGACAGAGUCUGGUCGUUCUUAUUAUAUUGGCUGUUUUCCAAGGUUCCUGCUAAAAAAAAUACUCUGGUCUAUGUAUUUUCCUUGAUAUUUCCAGUGAUGCUGGCGUUUCUGCUCAUGCUUUACACCGCGGACUUCAGCUUUACGUUACUCGUAGACGACGUCAGAGCAAUGCCAUGUCUCGUCGACACAAAUUUUAUGGUGAUGGAGAUCACACGACCCGUUGAGAACUGCGAUAUAUGCCGAGGGUUUGACAGCGUACCUGUAGUCGAGAAUCUCUCACGGGAAGAAUUCCUCGAACGCCACGCGUAUAGUGGUGUGCCGGUAUUAGUGACCGGUGCCACGGCUAACUGGACUGCAAUGCAGGCUUUCAAUUUCAGUUUCUUCAAACAGCUCUACGAGGGCAUCGACGGAGCGUUGCUGAAUGUAGAAGAAGAGUGUCAGUUCUUCCCUUAUAACACCGAAUUCAGAACCCUUGCAGAGGUUUUCAACAUGACUGAGGACAGAGCAGCGUUUAAAGAGAAUGAAAGAACGUGGUAUGUUGGCUGGAGUAACUGCCAUCCGGAAGUUGCAUCUGUCCUACGUGAACAUUAUGAGAGACCAUACUUUUUACCAGUUGACUCUGAGUCCAGUGCAUUGGAUUGGAUCUUUAUGGGAGGUUCAGGAAUUGGAGCAAAUAUACAUUUAGACUUUGUUCAGCGUCCAUCCUGGCAGGCACAGAUCUCAGGACAAAAAAUCUGGACUCUGAUUCCUCCCCCUGAAUGUGAAGAUGUGUGUAAGGAAUCCAUGAAGGUUACUGUUAAUAAAGGCGAUAUAAUUGUAGUCGACACCAAUAUUUGGUACCAUUCAACAUAUGUCACUCCAGGGGAGAUCAGCAUAACCAUUGGAUCGGAAUAUGAUUGA
Messenger RNA from Saccoglossus kowalevskii, 1134 nucleotides. RefSeq lists its product as uncharacterized. Gene Ontology annotation, molecular function: 2-oxoglutarate-dependent dioxygenase activity. The record is from RefSeq and is a predicted model, not a curated record. Lineage: Eukaryota; Metazoa; Hemichordata; Enteropneusta; Harrimaniidae.